Gigantopelta aegis is the source of this 4160-nucleotide messenger RNA. RefSeq names its product glucosamine 6-phosphate N-acetyltransferase-like. The transcript is spliced from 6 exons. Gene Ontology annotation, molecular function: monosaccharide binding; glucosamine 6-phosphate N-acetyltransferase activity. The record is from RefSeq and is a predicted model, not a curated record. Lineage: Eukaryota; Metazoa; Mollusca; Gastropoda; Neomphalida; Peltospiridae. Gene Ontology annotation, cellular component: endoplasmic reticulum; Golgi apparatus; endoplasmic reticulum-Golgi intermediate compartment. Gene Ontology annotation, biological process: UDP-N-acetylglucosamine biosynthetic process. Bases 125 to 703 code for a protein of 192 amino acids.
CAGUGUGACGUCAAGGAAAAUAGCGGAUAUAAAAUUUGGCUUGUCACAUCAGGAUCAAUAGAGCCACGUUGUGACAAUUUUAUUAAGUUAACAAUCUUAGUUAAAUGAAGUUAGCUUAAUAAUCAUGUCAGUUCCUUUUGAGAAUGGAGUUGAGGACGUGCCCCAGUAUGACCCUGAAAUUCUCAAACAAAUAGAUUUCAGCAAGUCAGUAGCACAGUAUGAUCCCCCCAUCUCACCUGAACACCCAGGGGAAAAUCUCAUUAUGAGACCGUUGUGUUUAGGAGAUUAUGACAGAGGUUUUCUUCAGCUACUAGAACAGUUAACAAGAGUAGGAGAUUUGACCAGAGAACAAUACACAGCUAGGUUUAACCAGAUGAAGAACUGCGCUGAUAAUUAUUAUGUGACAGUAUUAGAAGACACAGAGACAAACCAAGUUAUAGGCACAGGCACACUUGUCAAGGAAAUCAAGUUUAUACAUGAUGCCUCCGCGAGAGGGAGAGUAGAAGAUGUUGUUGUCAGUAAUCAAUACAGAGGAAAACAACUAGGCAAGCUACUGGUGGACAGCAUGACUCUACUAAGUGAAAAGGUUGGCUGUUACAAGGUUUCGCUCGAGUGUCGUGACCCCUUGGUUAAGUUCUACUCUCAGUUUGGUUUCAUCAGGGAGAGUAAUCAGAACUAUAUGAUGCAAAAGUGGUGGAAUUAAUGAUGACGUUUACUAAUGUGACCAUAUUUUAGCAGUUUAUUUUUAUUUACAGAUUAAUAUGAUUAUAUGCCAUUUAUGGCCAUCAUGUGCUGACAUCAUGUCAAUGAUGUGUUUAUAUAAUGGGAAUGUUAAUUAUGUGCUAAUAUAUCAUUGAUAUAUAGAGGAUAAUUACUUUUAUCAUAUAGUAUCUAGCACUUCUAAUACAGUCAAAGUACAUGUAUAUGAUAUUUUUCAGAUCACAUACUUUGAGAAUUUGGUGAUGGUGGUGACAUUCCAUAAUUGAUGUAUGCACGCAUAGUCAUCUAACACAAACGUUUUAAUAGCAACUUUACACUGCAAGCUUUCCAGCGUUCAGCGCAACAUAUUCUUGUCAUUUGAAUAUUGCGUAAUGGCUGACUGGAAUUAAAGUUGUGUAUAGUGUUUACAAAAACAGUUUGUAUUAAGCUUGAGAUUAUAUGAUAAAAGAGAUUAUUACACUUGUGCCUUUCUGUAUCGUCAGUGUUAUAUAUUAGAAAUAAAAAUAAUGUAUUAUACUUGCAUAAUACAAUUUGUAUUCCUAAUGUAUGGUAUUGACGAUAACCAAAAUCACUGGUAUUAACCUCUAUGUACCGAGUUUGUUCUAUUUAUUACCCCAGCUAUUCUUUUUUCUAAAACCUUAUUUUUUUAAUAUAUAUACAUACAUGUAUAUACUCGUAUAGAAACUAUGUAGACCUCUUUAUACAUUGUUUUGAAUAUUGCUAUAACUUUGUAUUUUAAUCAUGUUCACAGAUAAUUUUCAAAAAACAAAUUUCAAUAUAUUCUGGAGUGCACAUUGCACCAAAGCAGAAUAUUUCUCACUGAGAAAAUAUGAAAAAUAUUUUCCUAGUUACGAGUUACUGCUGGGGUCAUAAAUGUCAAUAUGACAUUCAUAUAUUAUGUGAUAUACCAGUGAUAUAAAAAAAUUAUAUAUUUUUUUAAUAUGGCAGCUAUUUUACUAACUCAUGUAUCUUUAUAUUAUGAUAAAAAAUACUUUGUAUAUAUACUGUUAUUGAAAGAAAUAAUGUCCGGCCAUGUUACGUUUACAUGUACAGUGAAGCCUGUUCUAAGUGGUCACCAAAAUGGUUGUCAAAACUAUUCACUUAGAUAGGUGGCCACUGAUUACAGGUUGUCACUUUCACCAUAUAUAAAAAUGUGUUUUAACUACCUGUAACGAUUAUUGAUGGUGGUGUGCCGUAUAGUGCCUAUUUUCUCUUUUUGUUUUUAUCGUACUAUACAUUUUAAUCCACUUUUUGUCCUGUUGGAUUCCUCUUUGAUAAGCUCUUUCUCAUUCCAGCCAGAUCUCUACAUUUCUUACUUUUUUGUGUGGUUAUUUAGACCAUUUGUCUUAGAUCAUUGUGACUUGUGACAAACAGAUUUUAAAACGUUUUUGCUCAUACCUUUUUCUCACUAUGCUUGACUUCAUUUUUCCUGUUGACAUCCUUGUUUGUACAUUCCUGUCUAUGGGUUGGUGCAUAUGAAAAAAAUCCUUUGCUACUAAGUAGUAAAUUGAAAAAGAGUAGCCUAUGGAGUGACGACAAUGGGUUUUUCUCUCUCAUCUGUGUAGUUCUUAACCAUACAUAUACAUGUAUGUCCGACACCAUAAAUAAAUAUUUGUUGAAUGCAUCAUUAAAUAAAAAUGUAUUUUUCUCUUUUCUCUUUAAUAACGUGAUUAUGAACUCUUGCAAGAUUUUUAAUUGGAUGAUUUGGGGUUCAAUUCAUGUGCUACUUUGUUUUGUUUACAAUAAAUGUGUGCAUUUCUAGUUAUUUAAAUACUGGUAGAUUUAUUGUCAUACCAGACAAGCUACAAAUGCCAAAGUUAACUUUCCCAAAGACCGGUGCAUCGAUUAGUUGAUGUGACAUGCAUGUGAUGAGAUGGGGAGGGGUGACAAUCCAUAAAUAGUAUUUGAUAUUAAUUAUGAAUAUCUGAAUAACAGAAAAACUUUAAAUAAUUGAAAACAUUGCAUCAUUACUCGAAUGUAUGAGUGUAUUCAGUCUCUUUGUAAACAAUAUAUUUAUGUGAACUAUUUUACAUCUUGUGACACUAGUUUUGUACAGAGCACCUUAUCGCAGAAUACGUUUAAAGACUUUAAUAUAUUAGUUGAGAAAUGACAUUUGUAAAUGAAGGUAAAUUAUAAGAUAAUACUUCUGUAUAAUUUGUCCUAGAUCUCACGGAGUGUAUGUAUUUGGAACCACAGGUACCCCCAAACAGAAACCCCUAAUACAAAUACUAUAGUUACAUAUAUAUAUAUAUAUAUAUAUAUAUACAUUACUAUAACAUAUCUGACGUUAAUGUUUGGGGAUACCUGUGCUUGGAACAUGAAGAAAGAUGAUUUUAUGUGAAAUAUAAUAAUUACAAGCAAUUUGUCUCAAAUGAAUAGAGAAUAAUAUACUGAACUCUGUUGAAAAUGUAGCAAUCAGACUGUAGUUUUUUUUUAUUAUGGUAAGUAACCCACAUUGUUUUUACAAAUUUGAUGUUUUAGAGCAUCCUCACUAAUGCAAUAACAAUAACAACUGAAAAUUGAGUGAUACAUUUUCAAUGGAGCAGUAUGAAUGAGUUCACAGUUAAAGGGACAGACUCUAGUUUUUAAACACUACAGCAUAUUUUUCACCAUUAGCGAUUUUUAUGAUCACUGAAAUCAAACAUUACUUUUAUUUUAUUCUUUAGAUUAUCUAUUUCCACAGAACCGAAGUGUUCAUCUUGGUGUUUUGAAUACCAAAAAAUGCAGGUUUCAUAUUUUUAAUAACGCACUUGUGUUUGAGAAGUAGCAGUUAUUGAUUCGAGUUGUAGUCUUAUUUUUAAGGAUAUUUCCCAGUUUUAACAUCACACACUCUUCCUUCACUCUAUUGUAACUUUAUCCAAAUGAUUUACAGUUAUGUAAAUUAACUAAACUUAGUGUCCAUUUUUUACAGGAUAAAACUAGGGUCUGUGCCUUUAAUCCCGGGUGAAAUUAUGAAAUAUUUUAAACAGCUGGGACAUGUUUUAUUUGUUUUAAUCAGACUUCUUUCAAUUUGUCAUUUAUAUAAUGCUAUUUAUUAAUCCAUUUUCAUGUUCAGCCACAUCAGAUCAUUCUUGUCUAAGCUGAUUAACAAAGUUUCAUAUUGUUACUACAGUCUGUGAUGAAAAAGUUGUUAAAUUUCCAUAAAUUGUUUUUGAUGGCUGAAUAAACUUUUUUUGACACCUUUUAUCAUUAAAUAUAUAUAUAUAUAUAUAUAUAUAUAUAUACUUAAUGAAAUUCAAUCUUUUAAACAAUAAUGGCAUGAUCUCCUCAAAUCCACUCCACUUGCAAUUAUUAAUUUAUCCGUUUGUCCACUAACAUGACAUUGUUAUUCUGGACUUUAUUAUUAUAUGUAUAUAGGCAGAUAUGAAGGUAUGUGUGUGGGUGCAAAUAUAUGUAUAUAAUAUAUUAUUUUGUGCAAUAAAAUGUUACGCUUUGAGAAA